AUGUCGGAAUACUCAUGGAAAGAUACUAAUCUGGCCCUCUUUGGUUCAGAUAUCGAAAAAUCAGUCAAGAAGGAGUCUGCAGAAUCUGAACCAGCGUGGGCACCGGUUAGACAAAUUGACUCCACAACGACAAUGGUGUGGCGGAUAAAACAAUUCAAUUUGGAACCGCUAAAACCGGAGGAGAUCGGGGUUUUCUACAGUGGCGAUUCCUACAUCGUCCUCCACGCAGAAAAGGUGGGCGACGAACUAAUUUAUGAUGUGUACUUUUGGAUUGGAGCGGAGAGCACGCAGAUUGGCCAGGUGUGUCAGUAGACGGCGUGCACUGAGCUCACUCAAUCAAUCUGCAUAAAUCAUUGUUCGAACCCUAGCUACCGUGUCCUGCAGUUCUAAUGGUAUGACUUCUCACUGUAUCUUUGCUCCGAAAUGGAGGUCACUUACAAAUAGUGACCACAGUGUAUGGCGAUCAUAUCCCAUAUUUUGCCUAUCAUAAAAGAAAUGACGUUAAAUUCAAUGGGCGUGGAAUGUAUCCGUCGGUUUGCUCCCUCAGCAUGUAACGUUGGAGUCACACUGAACAGAUUUGCGAACGGAUUUUAUUUCCUCCCUUUAUUUGGCCACUUUGUCACACACCGCGCCACACACAUGGCAUGCUAAAUAUACAGUCUUGAGCGCGUGGCGUAACCAAGCGAGGCGUGUGCAGCACCCAAUAUCCAUCUACUUCAUCAGUUACUGUUCCAGUGAUCGAAUUGUCCAACGUUCACUCCAAUGGGAAUCGCCGUCCACAUUGAGAUUGCGGUUGGCAAUCUAUUCACAAUGAAUUUUUCAAAAAGACUUCUCCAAAAACCAACAUUUGUUUACAUAACAAGGGAUAUUCGUUGCAUGAGUGGAUAAAGUCAUCAGAGCAACUUGUGGCUCUAUUCGGGCUUUGAACGCAGAGCUGGAGCCCUGUUUCUUUG
Molecule: messenger RNA, 953 nt
Organism: Dicrocoelium dendriticum
Lineage: Eukaryota; Metazoa; Platyhelminthes; Trematoda; Plagiorchiida; Dicrocoeliidae
Source: the annotation of a GenBank genome assembly